Messenger RNA from Porites lobata, 1799 nucleotides. NCBI's taxonomy places the organism in Eukaryota, Metazoa, Cnidaria, Anthozoa, Scleractinia, Poritidae. The record is from the annotation of a GenBank genome assembly.
AUGGCUGAAGAAUACGUUCAGAGAUCACUUGCUAUCUCCAAAGCAAGUGGCAACAUUCGAGAAGAAAUCGCACAUUAUGCAACCCUAGGAAAUGUGUAUUUUCACAUCGUUGAAUAUGCCAAAGCUGAAGAGUACCUCGAAACGGCUAUUGAGGAAAGUAAAAAAAAUGGUUACAGAGAAGUAGAAGGAGCUGCUUGCGAAAUCCUUGGCAAGGUGAUGUUUCGGUUUCGCGGGGAUUACCUCAAGGCCAAAGAAUAUCAUGAAAACUCGCUUAAGAUCAGCAAAGAACUUGGCCUUAGACGAGAAGAAGCAGUAGAUUUCGGAAACUUAGGGAACAUGUAUUGCUUUAUCGGCGAAUACGACUAGGCUGAAAAAUUUCACUCGAAAGCACUUGCAAUCAGAAAAGAAACUGGGGACAAAAAAGGAGAAGCAACAGAUUACGGAAACCUUGGAAUGGUGUUUCUGUAUCUUAAAGAAUUUGGCAAGUCCAAAGAAUACUUCAAAACAGCACUAUUGCUGAGUGAAAAGUCUGGAUUCUGUGAAGUCGAGUUAAAUGCCCACUGUAACCUCACAACGCUUAUACUGUUUGAAGGGGAUGUAAAUGGAGCUAGAUCACAUCUGUUUUCCACUGUUAGUAAGCUGGAAUACAUGCGAAGUUUCUUGGGAGAUAAUGACAAAUUUAAGCUAUCCUUUACUGACAGGCAAGCCAGUUGCUACCUAGUACUAAGCGCAUUGUACUGUGAAACUGGAAGUCGUAAUGAAGCUCUAUCUGUUGUAGAACUUGGACGAGCUAGAGCCCUAUCAGACUUGAUCGCAACUCGAUACUGUCUAGAAAAACAAAGAUCAGUCAGUCCACAGACAUGGAUAGAGAUUGGCAAAAUCAUGGAGAAAGAAAGAAAUUGUACUUGUCUAUAUAUUUCAUAUUAUAGACAGCAUCUAUUUCUCUGGAUUCUAAAAGCGGAGAAGCCAAUACUUUUCGACAAGUAGACAUCAAUGACUUCUUCUCGGAAAAAGGGCGCAAUGUGGAAGUGCUUGAUCUUUUUGCAAACGAAACUUCCCGAAAACUUCAUAUUUUACCAGAGGAUGAGCAAUGCGAAGAUCAAUCGUGGUUUCUUCUCAACGAUGACGAUUCAACAUCCAAGUCAUCUCGUGAACACGAUACCCCAGAUUUUCGCCUUAUGAAUGAAGAAGAGAACCAGCAACGGGAUCCCACUUUUGCUGAUUUUUACAGAAUGAUCAUCGCUCCUGUGGCUGACUUACUUGAUGAAGGCGAAAUCAUCAUUGUUCCUGAUCGCUUCUUGUUCAAAGUUCCAUUUUCAGCCUUGGUGGACGAGAAUGAGAAAUAUUUAUCAGACACCUUCAGGAUCCGUAUCGUUCCCUCUCUUACAACACUCAAGCUCAUUCAGGACUGUCCAGUAGACUAUCAGAGUCAGACUGGUGCACUGGUAGUGGGGAACCCUGUUAUUGGUGAGGUUUGCUACAAUAGAGAACUUUAUACCCCGGGCAGAUUGCCUUUUGCAAGAGAAGAAGCAGAGAUGAUUGGACGAUUGCUCGGAGCUCAUACUCUACUAGGAGAGGAAGCCAUGAAGGAGGCAGUUCUCCAAAGAAUAAGUUCAGUCAGUCUUAUUCAUUUUGCUGCGCACGGUAACGAUGAAAGAGGAGAAAUUGUUCUUGCCCCUCCGCCUUUUAUGAAUAGGACUCCACAAGAAGAAGACUACCUGUUGACAAUGGCCGAUAUCUCACAAGUUCGACUGCGAGCUAAACUGGUAGUCCUUAGCUGUUGUCAUAGUGCGCGCUGA